Dryobates pubescens (Downy woodpecker) is the source of this 846-nucleotide messenger RNA. RefSeq names its product zinc finger protein 892-like. The transcript is spliced from 3 exons. The coding region runs from base 1 to 846 and encodes 281 amino acids. Gene Ontology annotation, molecular function: DNA-binding transcription repressor activity, RNA polymerase II-specific. Lineage: Eukaryota; Metazoa; Chordata; Aves; Piciformes; Picidae. The record is from RefSeq and is a predicted model, not a curated record. Gene Ontology annotation, biological process: negative regulation of transcription by RNA polymerase II.
AUGGCCUCACGGAAGGACCCAGACAAGAGCUGGGAGGAGAAGCAGCACCCAGAGAUCAAGUUGGAGCAGCCAAAGUUCAGCCUGAAGGGAGAGGAGGAGGAAGAGGAAAAAGAGGACAAGAUGGAGGAUGAUGCUGUGAAGAAUGAUGACUAUGAAGAGGAGGAUAAUGAUGAUGAUGAAGGUGACCAGGAUGAGGGGGAGGAAUGUAUGGAGGAGGAUGAAGUCAGAGCAGGUCCCUCCGUGUCACCGAAACAGCUGAAUCAGUGCCUUGAGUGUGGGCAGAGCUUCCCACCUGGCUCAGAGCCAGUGAAGCACCACUGCCCACAGCCUGGCUCCCGGCCCUUCGUCUGUGGUGACUGUGGCAAGAGGUUCAGCUGGAACUCAAACCUCAUCCGGCACCGCCGCACCCACACUGGCUGUGGCAAGCGCUUCAGGCACAUGGCUCAUCUUAGGCAACACCACCUCACCCACACCAGUGAGAAGGCCUUCACCUGCAGAGACUGCGGCAAGAGCUUCAAACACAGCUCCACUCUCACCAUCCAUCGCCGCAUCCACACCGGAGAGAAGCUGUUCCCCUGUGCUGAGUGCGGCAAGAGCUUCACCACGAGCACUCGACUCAUCCGGCACCAACUCAUCCACAGCGCUGAGAAGUCCUACAGCUGUGCCGACUGCGGCAAGAGCUUCACCCAGAAGAGCUUCAGCCGCAGGGACACUCUCAUUGGUCACCGCCGCACCCACACUGGUGAGAAGUCUUACACCUGUGCUGACUAUGGGAAGAGCUUCACCCAGACGGUAACCCUCAACAAGCACCGCUGCACCCACACCAGAGAGCAGCCUGCACUGUAG